Cucurbitaria berberidis CBS 394.84 is the source of this 381-nucleotide messenger RNA. RefSeq lists its product as uncharacterized. The transcript has a single exon. NCBI's taxonomy places the organism in Eukaryota, Fungi, Ascomycota, Dothideomycetes, Pleosporales, Cucurbitariaceae. The record is from RefSeq and is a predicted model, not a curated record. The coding region runs from base 1 to 381 and encodes 126 amino acids.
AUGCCGAGAUACGCACGAGGCAGCACUCUGGAUCUCGACGUAUAUGAAUAUCUUCUUGAGAAUGACGGAAAGGCCUCUAUGAAGCGCAAUGUAUGUAAAAGAACGGGUAUAUACCACAGCAAAGACAAAAGCCAUUGUGGAGUACCGAAGACACGAUGCAUCGACGACUUGCACUUCGCUUUCUAUCUCUCCCCUGUCAUCGAUCAAGAUUCCAAGUCCAAGACACGUAACCAAGUAGUAAUCCAUAGUGAGCGAUCCAACGUCUUUUCCCCGAAAUGUUGUACUAAGCAGAUUUACUCUGAGGGGUUCAACCUCGGUAUCAAAAACGCACGCAACGACCGGCCAAAGUUGGAGUGCUUCCAACACAAGCUUCAAAUGUGA